This is a messenger RNA of Mauremys mutica (yellowpond turtle), 2723 nucleotides long. Its product is annotated as zinc finger protein 883-like. Bases 107 to 1888 code for a protein of 593 amino acids. The record is from RefSeq and is a predicted model, not a curated record. Lineage: Eukaryota; Metazoa; Chordata; Testudines; Geoemydidae. The transcript has 3 exons. Gene Ontology annotation, biological process: negative regulation of transcription by RNA polymerase II; regulation of immune system process; regulation of cytokine production.
AGCAGGGGCGGGGGGAGGAUUCUGCUUCUCCAAACUUCCUCCCCCAUGAUUAGUGCGAUUGUGGCUGGGGCAGCAGGUGCUGAGUGGGGGACUCUUGUUGUUCCAGAUGCCGGUGACCUUCGAGGAGGUGGCUGUGUAUUUCACCCAGGGGCAGGGGGCUCUGCUGGACCCCGCUCAGAGAGCCCUCUACAGGGACGUCAUGCAGGAGAACUACGAGACGGUGACCUCGCUGGGAUUCCCCAUUCCCAAACCUGACCUGAUCGCCCGGCUAGAAGGAGGAGAAGAGCCGUGGGUCUCGGAUGUCCAGACCGAUGAGGAAAGGGAGAGCCCGAGAGACACCCGCACAGCAGGUGAUAGAACAGCUAGUGAGAACAAGGAGGAGAAUCAGCAGCAGGAAGGUCCUGAGCAAGUGGAACCGCAGGAGAGGUUUUUGAGCAGAGCUGAAGGGAAUUUUUCCCAGUACUUGGAACAAGGAAAUGCCUGGGGAGAUCGACACCGAUCAGAGAUGCAGCUGGGAAACUAUCCUGAGAAGAAACUGGAUGAAUCUAUUCAAGGUGGUGGAAGAUGCAAGAAUCCCAAGGAAACCACAAUCCAGCAGACAAGUCACAAUGAAGAAAAACCCUACAAAUGCCUUGAGUGUGGGAAGAGUUUCCUUGUCAGUACAUUCCUUCUCAGACAUUGGAGAACCCACACAGGAGAGAAGUCCUAUCAAUGCAUAAACUGUGGGAGAAGCUUCAGUGAGAAGUCAAGCUUUAUUGUGCACCAGAGACUGCACACAGGAGAGAAACCCUAUCAAUGCCGCCUUGAGUAUUGUAAAAGUUUUAGUCAGAGGUCACCACUUAUGGCACAUCACAGAUCCCACACAGGAGAGAAGCCCUAUAAAUGCUUAGACUGUGGGAAAAGCUUCAGUAAAAAAACACAUCUUGUUACACACCAGAGAGUGCACACAGGAGAAAGACCAUAUAAGUGCCUUCACUGUGGGAAAAGUUUCAGUCAGAGUUCAAACCUUAUUGUACAUCAGAAACUGCACACGGGCGAGAGACCAUAUAGAUGCUUUGAGUGUGGAAAAAGUUAUAGCAAAAGUUCAUACCUUAUUAAACAUGUGAGAAUCCACACGGGAGAAAGACCCUAUAAAUGCCUCGAGUGUGGGAAAAGUUUUAUGGAAAGUUCAUCCCUUCUUAAACAUGAGAGAAUCCAUACAGGAGAAAGACCCUAUAAAUGCCUGGACUGUGGGAAAACUUUCAGUCAAAGCUCACACCUUACUCAACAUGGGAGAAUCCACUUGGGAGAAAGACCCUAUAAAUGCCUCGAGUGUGGGAAAAGUUUUAUGGAAAGUUCAUCCCUUCUUAAACAUGGGAGAAUCCACACAGGAGAAAGACCCUAUAAAUGCCUGGACUGUGGGAAAACUUUCAGUCAAAGCUCACACCUUACUCAACAUGGGAGAAUCCACACAGGAGAAAGACCCUAUAAAUGCCUUGAGUAUGGGAAAAGUUUUGUUGUCAGAACAAAACUUACUAGACAUCAGGCAAUCCACACAGGAGAGAGACCCAUUAAGUGCCUUAAGUGUGGGAAAAGUUUUAUUCAGAAGUCACAUCUUACUGUACACCAGAGAGUUCACACAGGAGAGAGACCCUUUAAAUGCCUUAAGUGUGGGAAAAGUUUUAUGGAAAGUUCAUCCCUUACUAAACAUGGGAGAAUCCACACAGGAGAAAGACCCUAUAAAUGUCUUGAGUGUGGGAAAAGUUUCAGUCAGCGCUCAAACCUUACUAAACAUGGGAGAAUCCACACGGGAGAGAGACCUUAUAAAUGCCUGGAGUGUGGGGAAAGCUUCAAUAGGAGCUCAAAGCUCACCAAACACCAGAAAGUCCACAAAGGUGAGAAACCUUAGGAAUAGUUGACCUUAGGAAAAGAUUCAAUUUGACUUCACACAUCAGUGAUCCACACAACAGAGGGACCUUGAAUGUGGGGGAAGCUUCAUUUGGUGUUUCCGGAAUAUCAGGGAUCCACAAAUCUGCACAGGGAAGAAACAUCUGAGACAUUCUUAGUGUGGAAAUUGCUCCAAGUGGAGCUAACCCUGCAUUGGACAUAAGAUGUAGGGAUAUUAAAGAACGUUUACAUUACACGUUUUAUAUGAGAAAUGAUUUAUUGAUUUAUUGUUUUAUUAUUAACUAAUACUUUAUAACUUAAGGUUUAUGUUAGAAGUAAGUUUGUAAGGAUUUAUUGUUAGAAAUAGCUGUGUCUGUGUGAAGCCUGCUCAAGGAGAUACUUUGUACAAAACUUUUUAAACGUCAAUUAACUCUAAGUGCCUGUUUUCUAAGUGAAACUUUGUAACAUUUUGUAAUGGCCGCUGUAAGCCGCUGAUUGGUUAAUUGACUCAGCACCAAGCGCGAGCUGUCAAUUGACUCUGUAAGCUGCUAAUUGGCCAAUUGACUUUAACUCAGCGCACAAGCUGUCAAUUAACCCUAUGCCUCAGGCAAAACUAUGUAACUACCUUGUAACCACCCCGGUAAGAUACAAAUAGAGAGCCCCCACCUCUGUUAAUUCAUUUUUAUCUCACUUUGUUUCUUAAUUGUUAAAAGACAAGGAGUCUCACACCCCAAAAAGAUAAAAAGACAGUAAAAUAAAUGUAGUUAAGAUAAAAAGUAUAUGUGAAUGAAUGUCUAGUUUAAAUGAUGAAUGAAUGGUUAGGGAGUUACCAGCCUGAAAAAUUCAGUGUCGUUGAA